Electrophorus electricus (electric eel) is the source of this 2567-nucleotide messenger RNA. RefSeq names its product Ras association domain family member 1 (gene rassf1). Lineage: Eukaryota; Metazoa; Chordata; Actinopteri; Gymnotiformes; Gymnotidae. The record is from RefSeq and is a predicted model, not a curated record. Gene Ontology annotation, cellular component: microtubule cytoskeleton; nucleus. Gene Ontology annotation, biological process: Ras protein signal transduction.
UAACCUCUUGGGUUAGAAUAGGGUUUGGUUAAAGGCAGUCGGCCUACGAUCAUUAUAAAAAUGUUAUUUCCAUCUAGGUCACAGAAAGGUGCAGUAAGGGAUAUAACUGAUGCAUUGGUGUGCAGUUAUAAUAUGCCUCAUUGAUAUACGGAACCUUAUAACAGCCACAAGACAUUUUGUCAUUGGCCUGCCUAAAUGACUAGUUUUAGGAUGUUUGUAUUAGAGGCAGAGAGUAUUAUCAGGAACCGUUUAACAGCUUUAGCAAGGCAUUCCACUGCCCCGCAAGAUUACAGAGUUGGACUAGAGUCCACCAGUGUUGACAUGAACUAAAUGUCAGCUGUCUCGCCAUUUUGCUGGAAAGGAGAACAAACAUGAUUUAUCCAGAUGUCAGUGAAUGGAAUGAGGAAUAGGUUUCCUUCCAUGACUGCAGUGCUGUGGCAGAGAAAAUAAAUGAUGCCUGGGAUUUGAGCUUGACCCUCCAGAACUUUCUACCAUGAUUCCUGAUGUAUGAGAGCUUGUGCCAUUGACUCUCUGAACACCUAAAUACGCAGUUAUGGCGCAGUGAGUCUGGGUGGGAUCCUGAGUGUCAUUACCAGAGAACAGCUCACCUGUGGAGUGGUACAUCAGGACACUGCCAGGAUUCAGUGUAUAACACAGACAGUGUAUCUCAGCUCAGGAAAACAGCACAAUCUAAUUCGUGCCCUGUGUAGGAGCCAGCAUGAUUGAGUUCAUUGAACUGAAGGACCUCACGCCUAAUGAUAGGAUUGAGCUAGCGCCCCCUGCUGUCCCCACUAAAGCACGACAGCUGCCGAUGGACAAGGUUCCGGAGAGGCCAAGGCGAGGUGUGGUGGUGCGCCUGGACGAGGCGGACUGGGUCGCAGGCAGACAUGGAGCGGGACAUGUCUUCCAGCCCAGCAGCCACGCCCACCUCACUUGGUGUGACCUUUGUGGGGAGUUCAUCUGGGGGCUGUACAAACAGAACCUGCGCUGUGUCAACUGCAGAUACACCUGCCAUUCCCGCUGUCAGCCUUUUAUCAAGUUGGACUGCAUCUCCCUGAACACUUUGCCUGGACUCUCAGACUACAGUGAGAACACUGAGACGGAUACCAACGUGGAUGAUCCAAUUGACUGGCAGAAGCUGGAUGUGCCCCUCAGUGAGAUCCAGCGGAAAAUUAAGCAGUACAAUGCUCAAGUCAACAGCAACCUUUACAUGACCCUGAACCAGGACGGUUCGUACACAGGUUUCAUUAAGGUCCAGUUCAAGCUGGCUCGGCCUGUGUCUGUGCCUCUCCUGCGAAGGCCUACUUCCUCCUCGCCUCAACAGGGUGGCUGGCGAGCAGCGGUGAAUCACAGGACGUCGUUCUACCUCCCUCGAGACACGGCCGAGCACCUGCACGUGAGCUCGCGCACCCGGGCCCGUGAGGUCAUCGAGGCACUGCUGAACAAGUUCAGAGUAGUGGACAGGCCAGCCAAGUUCGCGUUGUUCGAACACAGCAUGAGACGCGACCAGGUCUACCUCAGGAAGUUAUCUGACGAUGAGUGUCCCCUCCUGCUUCGCCUGUGUGCAGGCCCCAGUGAGAAAGCCCUGGGCUUUGUGCUAAAGGAGAAUGAGCUGGGGGAGGUCAACUGGGACGCGUUCAGUCUACCUGAGCUGCGGAACUUCCUGCGCAUCCUACAGAGAGAGGAGGAGGAACACAUGCAGCAGAUCACGCGCCGCUACUCAGCGGCACGGCACAGGCUGGCCGAGGCACUGCAGAACUUCAGCACACCUGGCUGAGGGUGAAGGAGGGGAAAGACAUGAGCUGUGCAGGACAUACCCCACGCUGGACACUACUGGAGAGCUUGUGUUUAUAUCAUUGCUGUCCAAAUCCAAAGAGCAUAGAGAAGUGAACAGGUUCAGAGAGCACCCCACCUCCUGCUAUGACAAACAGUGCCAGUAGAGAGGACUAGAGAAGUAAGAGAAACCGAUUUAAAAUUGUUUUUGCCUGAGAUUCUACACCGUCUGGCUGCUGAAGCUUGUGAAUGAACUGAAUGAUUUGAUCAAAGGCUUUUUUUUUUUUUUUAUCUUUGAUUAACUCAAUAGAAAAGUAAUCGUAAGGUUGCUGGCUCAAGCCCCACCACUGCCAAGUUGCCACCGUUGGGCCCCUGAGCAAGACCCUUAACCCUCAAUUGCUCAAGUUGUACUCAGUCAUAAUUGUAAGUUGCUAUGGAUAAAAGUGUCAGCUAAAUGCCAUAAAUGAAUUGGAUAAUAUCCAAGUCCUUGGUUACCUUCAACAUUACACAUGUUCGCCUAUGAAAACCACAAAUGGUCAUCAAGAUGUCCUGCCAGUAUCCCUGCGAACAUGUUAUGUUGUUGAUGGUCAAGAACUGAUUGCAAGAAAUUCUGAUUGCAAACAGUACUAUAUAACAAAGGCUCUUGUCCAUUUUCCCCAUUUAAAGACUGUUUAUUAAGCACUAAAUAAUGACUUUCAUUUUGCAGUUCUGAAAUGUGAAAAGUGACCAUUCUAAAAAUGUGAAAAUGUUAGUUUAAUAAACAGCAUUGUACUAAUGUGUGGAUGCAUUAAUGA